ACAUUAGUUGUGGCUCCGGUCAGUUUUCUGUGGAGAGCUGGACACGCAGCAGAGGGCUCAUCAUGGCACCACUUGGACUAAAAGCGAUUGUUGAAGAGAAGAUAAUGAAUGAUGUCAUCAAGAAGGCAAGAGAGAAAGGAAAAUGGAAGGUGCUGGUGGUGGACAAGCUGAGUAUGAGGAUGAUUUCUUCCUGCUGUAAGAUGACAGACAUCAUGUCAGAGGGAAUCACCAUUGUAGAAGACAUAACCAAGCGGCGUGAGCCUCUGCCCAGCAUGGAGGCCAUCUACCUGAUCACACCCUCAGACGAGUCUGUUGAUGGUCUGAUUGACGACUUCAGAGACCCGCAGUCUCCGAGGUACCGAGCAGCUCACGUCUUCUUCACCGACACUAUCCCAGACUCAUUGUUUGGACUGCUGACCAAAUCCCGCGCCUCCAAAGCCAUGAAGGCCUUGACUGAGAUCCACAUCGCCUUUCUGCCCUAUGAAUCUCAGGUCUUCUCCCUGGGUAAAAUCGAUGCCUUUCAGGACUUCUACAGCCCCUUCAAGGUUGACGUGAAGAACAACAUGCUGGAGCGUUGCGCUGAGCAGCUCGCCACCCUCUGUAACACUCUCAAAGAGUAUCCUGGAGUCCGAUACAGAGGGUGGGUCCAGACAAAGUCUCCUACUCAGCUGCUUAUUCUGGAUCGUGGGUUGAUCCUUGUGACCACCCUCUGCACCGAUGCUCACAUUGCGCCCAUGGCUACGCACUGCUUGGGCAUCGAGAACGACGUCUACAGUUUUGAGACCAGUGGGAUGGGAGAGACGAGAAUGAAGGAGGUAGUGCUCGAUGAGGAUGACGACCUGUGGCUGACUCUGAGACACAAACACAUUGCGGAGGUGACAACGGCUGUGACUCGCUCUCUGAAAGAGUUCUCUGCCAGCAAAAAGAUGAACACUGGAGAAAAGACUACCAUGAAGGAACUGUCUCAGAUGCUGAAGAAGAUGCCUCAGUAUCAGAAGGAGCUCAGCAAGUAUUCAACCCAUCUCCACCUGGCUGAGGACUGUAUGAAUCGCUACCAGGGCACUGUGGACAAACUCUGUCGUGUAGAACAAGAUCUGGCAAUGGGCAUUGAUGCAGAGGGAGAGAAGAUCAAGGAUCCCAUGAGGCUCAUUGUACCCGUUCUACUGGACACCAAUGUCAGUGUGUCUGACAAGAUCCGCAUCAUCCUGCUCUACAUUUUUCUAAAGAACGGUGUGACUGAGGAGAACCUGUGUAAACUCCUUCAGCAUGCCAGCAUUCCACCAGAGGACAGUGACAUCAUUUCCAACAUGGCCCACAUGGGCAUUCCCAUUGUCUCUGAGGGAACCAUCAAGAAAGCCAAGAAGCCCGAUCGUAAGGAGCGAAUCAGUGAGCAGACCUACCAGCUCUCCAGGUGGACUCCUCUCGUCAAGGAUCUCAUUGAGGACGCUAUUGAGGACAAACUUGACCCCAAGCAGUACCCGUACAUUUCCCAGAGACAAGUAUCUUCCAAAGCCAGCGCUCCAUCAAGUGCUCGCUAUGGUAACUGGCACAAGAACAGGGGCCCCACAGAGAUGAAGACGGGGCCCAGGAUCAUCGUCUUUAUUAUUGGAGGGGUGACGUACAGCGAGAUGCGCUGUGUGUACGAGGUCACCCAGGCCAAUGGCAAGUGGGAGGCACUGAUCGGUGCCACCCACAUUCUCACCCCGCUUAAGUACCUAAAGGAACUACAGCACCCAGACUUCCUGGAUCCCAACGCUGCACCAGAAGGCACAGAGGAGCCGCCUGCAGAAUGAAAAGAAGUUUGGAAGAUCAACUGAAAUCUUCACCCCUUCUCGCCUUCUAAAAACCCUCAAAG
Morone saxatilis (striped sea-bass) is the source of this 1855-nucleotide messenger RNA. Its product is annotated as syntaxin-binding protein 1-like. Gene Ontology annotation, cellular component: plasma membrane; secretory granule. NCBI's taxonomy places the organism in Eukaryota, Metazoa, Chordata, Actinopteri, Moronidae. The record is from RefSeq and is a predicted model, not a curated record. Gene Ontology annotation, biological process: vesicle-mediated transport; intracellular protein transport; neurotransmitter secretion. Gene Ontology annotation, molecular function: syntaxin binding.